UCCAUCAUGGCUGAAAACCACCAGUCCGUGCCGGUGGCAACCUCGUACAACGACGAGGUUCUGCAGGCCCACGCCGAGCUAUGGAACCUGACCUACGGCUACCUCAAAUCCAUGGCGCUCGAGUGCGCCGUCAAGCUCGGGAUCCCCAACGCCAUCAACCGCUGCGGUGGCGCUGCCACGCUGCCCGACCUGCUCGCUGUCCUCCCAGUGCCCGAGGGCAGGAAGCCCUACCUACCUCGCCUCAUGAGGUUCCUCGCCGCGUCAGGUAUCUUCACAGCCGACGCUCCGGCAUCCACAGGGGAGUGCGCCAACGGCGGCGCGACCGCCACCUACCGCCUCACGCCGCUGUCCCGCCUCCUCGUGGACGACGGCGCCACGGACCUCUCGCCGUUCGUGCUCUCCCAGACCAACAGGUACCACGUCGCGGCGGCGCUGCACCUCCCCGAGUGGUUCAAGAGCGACGACGCGGCCGAGAUGCCGUUCAGGAUGGCGAACGGCGCGGACCCGUGGACGGUCUUUUCCCGUGACCCGGAGAUAAGCCGGGUCUUCAACGCCGGCAUGGCGGCCGACACCCGGUUCGCGAUGGACUUCGUCGUCACCCACUGCGGCGACGCGUUCGACGGGGUGACCUCGCUGGUCGACGUCGCCGGCGGGACGGGCACGGCAGCGAGGGCCAUCGCCAGGGCCUUCCCGCACAUCAAGUGCACCGUCCUGGACCUCCCCAGCGUGAUCGACUCCGUCCCGGCCGACGGCGUGGUCAAGUACAUCGCCGGUGACAUGAUGAGUUCCAUCCCGAAGGCUGACGCUGUGUUCCUCAAGUACGUGUUCCAUGACUGGGACGACGAGGACUGCGUGAAGAUCCUGAAGCAGUGCAGGAAGGCGAUCCCGGAAUCUGGGGGCAAGGUCAUCAUCGUGGACAUGGUGGUCGGGUCUCCGUCCAAAGCCAUGUACUACAAAGACCAGGUGCUGUUCGAUCUGCUGAUGAUGGUGAUGACAACAGGCAAGGAGCGUGACGAGCAUGAGUGGCGCAAGAUUUUCAUGGACGCCGGGUUCACUCACCACAAGACAAGGCCUGUUCUCGGGUCCAUGGCCCUCAUUGAGCUGUACCCUUAAUUAGCUAUGCAUGCAUGACUGCAGCAAAAUGUCUGUAUGCCUAAAGUAUGUGUGCCGUGGUAACGGCUGGUUUGUUUGCUUGCCUCAGAUGGCUUCUC
Messenger RNA from Lolium rigidum, 1211 nucleotides. RefSeq names its product flavonoid O-methyltransferase-like protein Os11g0303600. The record is from RefSeq and is a predicted model, not a curated record. The transcript is spliced from 2 exons. Lineage: Eukaryota; Viridiplantae; Streptophyta; Magnoliopsida; Poales; Poaceae. Gene Ontology annotation, molecular function: S-adenosylmethionine-dependent methyltransferase activity; protein dimerization activity; O-methyltransferase activity. The coding region runs from base 7 to 1113 and encodes 368 amino acids. Gene Ontology annotation, biological process: methylation.